AUGAUCCACCAGGCCUCCACCACCGCUCCGGUGAACAUUGCGACACUCAAGUACUGGGGCAAGCGAGACCCUGCUCUCAAUCUGCCCACUAACAACUCCAUCUCCGUGACUUUGUCGCAGGAUGAUCUGCGGACCCUCACCACAGCCUCGUGUUCCCCUGAUUUCACCCAGGACGAGCUGUGGCUCAAUGGCAAGCAGGAGGACGUGAGCGGCAAACGUCUGGUUGCGUGUUUCCGAGAGCUGCGGGCUCUGCGACACAAAAUGGAGGACUCCGACUCUUCUCUGCCUAAGCUGGCCGAUCAGAAGCUCAAGAUCGUGUCCGAGAACAACUUCCCCACCGCCGCUGGUCUCGCCUCAUCGGCUGCUGGCUUUGCCGCCCUGAUCCGAGCCGUUGCAAAUCUCUACGAGCUCCAGGAGACCCCCGAGCAGCUGUCCAUUGUGGCUCGACAGGGCUCUGGAUCCGCCUGUCGAUCUCUCUACGGAGGCUACGUGGCAUGGGAAAUGGGCACCGAGUCUGACGGAAGCGACUCGCGAGCGGUCCAGAUCGCCACCGCCGACCACUGGCCCGAGAUGCGAGCCGCCAUCCUCGUUGUCUCUGCCGACAAGAAGGACACGUCGUCCACUACCGGUAUGCAGGUGACUGUGCACACUUCUCCCCUCUUCAAGGAGCGAGUCACCACUGUGGUUCCCGAGCGGUUUGCCCAGAUGAAGAAGUCGAUUCUGGACCGAGACUUCCCCACCUUUGCCGAGCUCACCAUGCGAGACUCAAACCAGUUCCACGCCACCUGUCUGGACUCGUAUCCUCCCAUUUUCUACCUCAACGACGUGUCGCGAGCCUCCAUUCGGGUAGUUGAGGCCAUCAACAAGGCUGCCGGAGCCACCAUUGCCGCCUACACCUUUGAUGCUGGACCCAACUGUGUCAUCUACUACGAGGACAAGAACGAGGAGCUGGUUCUGGGUGCUCUCAAGGCCAUUCUGGGCCGUGUGGAGGGAUGGGAGAAGCACCAGUCUGUGGACGCCAAGAAGAUUGAUGUUGACGAGCGGUGGGAGUCCGAGCUGGCCAACGGAAUUCAGCGGGUGAUCCUUACCAAGGUUGGAGGAGAUCCCGUGAAGACCGCUGAGUCGCUUAUCAACGAGGAUGGUUCUCUGAAGAACAGCAAGUAG
This is a messenger RNA of Yarrowia lipolytica CLIB122, 1164 nucleotides long. RefSeq lists its product as uncharacterized. NCBI's taxonomy places the organism in Eukaryota, Fungi, Ascomycota, Dipodascomycetes, Dipodascales. Gene Ontology annotation, molecular function: diphosphomevalonate decarboxylase activity; ATP binding. Gene Ontology annotation, cellular component: cytosol. Gene Ontology annotation, biological process: isopentenyl diphosphate biosynthetic process, mevalonate pathway; isoprenoid biosynthetic process. The record is from RefSeq and is a predicted model, not a curated record.